Pogonomyrmex barbatus (red harvester ant) is the source of this 3520-nucleotide messenger RNA. RefSeq lists its product as uncharacterized. The record is from RefSeq and is a predicted model, not a curated record. Lineage: Eukaryota; Metazoa; Arthropoda; Insecta; Hymenoptera; Formicidae.
UCUCAAUAAUAAAAUAUUAAAUAAAUGAGCAAUGAAAAUGACCAAUGAAUCUUUUAAUAGAUAAAAAUUAUCGUGACGUUCAUUCUGGCAUUUUCUCUUGUUUUCGAAAACAAGGAUAAUGACGUAAAAUAAAAAAUAUUAGAGUGAAAAUAGAAUGUUGCAAGACGGCGUGAACUAUAAAGUGAUUUCGAAGUGACAAGUAUUGAACGCGAUCAAACGGCGAGAUUCUGCUUUCAGCUUCGAUCUCUCUUUCAGUUUUGCUCGUUCCAUUGCCAGGAGUAUUGAUAUUUUGCUGCAAACACUCGUAAAAGAUUCGUAACUGACAUCCAAAGCAUGAGAGACAUAUAUUUGUCCCCGACAAAAGAUGUGUCCAGGAGCUGAUCUUAGGACUUGUUCAAAUCACUUGCCAAAUGUCCAAGGAAGAAGAGUAAUAAACGGAGACCAACAAACACGUGGAGAAUGGAAGCAUGAUUCUAAUACCGCGAGUCCGACGAACUCGACGGAAAACUAGAAGAAGAGCGUCCUGAGAUCAAAGAGAGAUCGAAAAAAAGGGUGGCAUGAGGAGAGAUUGCGGGGAUAUGGAUACCCGCGAGGACGGCGGAGUCGGUCGAUCGCAAGGCUCGAAUCUGUUGACUUAACCGUCUCCAGGAGGAAUCCCGGCAUGCGUUCAGUAGAGCCGGACGAGACGUCGUCGUACUUCUGUUUGAGUUACGCAUUACGAGAGAUUACGUUUGCGACACGCGCAAACUUUGGCAAAGAAAAUUAUCGCGUACCGUUGACGUCACUCGCGGAAUAUAAAUGUCCUCGAGACACAGUUCGAGAGAAGAUUCGCGCCCCUUGCUAAUGUCGUCGCAAAAGAUUAUUUCAAGUCGACGUCGAUCCUGAUAUCAUCUGUGGCAUGUAUGUGACUCCAACGGCGUGGAAAGAAAGUUGCGGCACUAAAGCCUCAAAGAGACCUGGUACCGAGGGCGGUGCAACCUUGUGCCUCUGGUACGGUACCAUUUCCUGAAGGGACGAGGCUGGAUGGUGGUGUGUGCGUGUGCGUUUGAUUGUGUGGAAGAGGGAAAAACACGAGGGAGAACUCGAAGGUAUCCUUCGUGCAGUGGUACCUGCGGCUGAGUGUCUCUUUAAGCCGCUUCAAUACAUCUCGUGUCGGAUGCUUGCGAACACCGUACCGGAUCGUACAAAAUCAACUGUACGAAUCGGUAUCAAACCGUACCAUUGAAGAAUGAAACAAUUUAGUAGAGCAUCGUGAGGAACAGCAAACGAACAUACGUACUUUGGUCGUUAAACGAUGACCGACUGGCCGUCGUUGUGGAGAUGACUACCAGGUUAGUGGCUCGUCCCGAAGACGACGACGACGACGACGAGGUCCACGACGAAGAGGCACGAGACUCGGCCGUGGGCUAUCACUGCCACUGAUAGAGCUGGCAUCUCGUCGCAGCUCACAUCGAUGCCGACCGCCACAUCCACGAAACGAGGAAAUUCAGCGCCGUCACUCCAUUUUCGAGCCCAGCCAGCGCACGUUGGCCGACACAGUUCGGUAAACAAAUGCUCUCGAUGUGAUUUACAGCUUAUGCACUUUCCUUCCCCUAAAGUACUUGCAAGUAAUUCAAUUCCUUCAAAUGUGAUUGUACUUCCUUUCCAUUUUAUUCUCUUUCAUCGUCAGUUUGAUGUUUACAGUUAAAUCGAUAAAUAAAUUUAAAUUGAUAGACAAGUAAGGAAGCCUUUUAUCCAUUUUUCCUAUAUUUCACUCCCACGUAACAGCCCAUUUCACAGAGGGUCUCUUACAAGCUUCGGAACUGAAAUCUAUCUUUUUGAGAAUGUUCACAAACAAAUUUACAGACAUCUUACAUUCAGUUCAAACACAAUUUGCAGAGUAUCAGCAUUCUGCUCGAAUCCGCAAAUCUAUAUAUUCCUCUUUUCUUCUCGCGCACGUGUAACGACAACGAAUCUGUUUGAUUUGCAGGAAUGGGGAGUGUCGGCAGCAACGUGACAGGGACGACGACGACAGAUCCGACGACGUUCCUGCCAGACGCAACGCCGACUCUGAGCGAGCGCGAACAGGUCAAAAUCGAAUUCUACAAAACGUACGACGUCAUGACGGGAAUACGAAUCGCCGCGACCCUCGGCGGCUUCUUCAGCUUAAUGGUGUUGCUGGUAGUUUACAAGAGCAGAUGCAAAGCAAGCAAACAACUGGAAGAUCCGGCUUUGACCGCAGCGGCAGCUGCAGCGGUCGCGGAAGCUGAAGCCGAAGAACAGGCACUCGCCGCCGCUCUUGAGGCAAUCGCCAGGUUACCACCCAGGCCGGGUCGUGGUCCAAGAAGGUCGUUGUGCGUCGAGAUGAACCAGUCUCGUUCACCCAUGGUGGCACCUCGCUUCGCCUCAGUCGGAGGUGGAUACGACGCCCUGCUGGCACCGCCAAUCAGACAACCGAGAUUGGCUCCCCCGGUCGAUCACAGAAGAUGUAGCUCGGUCACCUGUAGCAGCACUGGAAGUAGUUAUCUGGAACGAAGGGGUUCAGCCAUGGUGAUGCCGUGCCUUCCGCCUCCUCCAUCCUACCCGCGUCACGCCGCCUACGAUGAGCCAUGGGAUUUAUAUUACCCUAUCGAUAUCCAGGUAAUACAGCCAACUCCAGAUUUAUCACCAUGCGGUAGUGAGGCCGGUCUUUACGCCGGUGCAGUCGGCAGCCUUAUUGCGGCGUCGUCGGGCAAAAGAGCGCCGUUGGCGUCGAUGGGCAGUGUGGAUCCCCCCGAGCCGGACACCAGGUCGCUCGGCUCCGAUUCCGUCUUCCUAAAGAAUGAAGACGACGAGCAAUGCGUCGACACGGAGGACGAGGUCUCGGGUUUCUCCACGGACUCGGACGCGCCUGGACCGAGUUGUCGGCGGUUCCUACGGGUGCCUUCUAGGAAAAAACGGAUCCCGGAGAAAUGGGACGGAUGCGCGGGCUGCGUGCCCAGGCGACGGGCCGGUAAUAAACCCUGCCAAGAAUGUUUGACCAUCAGUGCCGCCGUCGAAACCUCCAGAUCGCAACCAGCCUCAACGACAACCAGUAGCAGUCAGAGUAGCGUGGAAUCUCCACCGUGUUCACCGCCGAUCGAGUUGAGGCACAGACCACCACCAGCGCCAUUGCCAUCAAUCCCGCCAAUAUGGUCCCAAGAAACGCUCUUUUAGGCUGCGUCUUUCGUAGUGAGCAUGUCCUUCGACCUGUUUUUAUCGGGACACAAAACUAAAUCCAGAAUGUCGACAUCCGAGGAAAUCAUUUGCCUGAAAAAUUGAACUUUAUCUGUUCACCCUGUCAUACCUUUAAAACAUAAUCUCUUCUUUUCUGGGAUCUUAUCGCCUAUUAAAAUAAUUUUAUAUGAAUUUGAAGAUUCAAUCGUAUAUCGUAUUCAUUAUCCGUAAUAUCGGAUAAUGAACUCAAUUAUAAUUUAUGGAUGCAAAAAUCGUUGUAUGCAAUUGUUACAAAAAUAUUUAAAAGUUUGAAUUUUAAUACAAAAUUUUAAAAAUACAAAUAAAA